This is a messenger RNA of Aphanomyces astaci, 456 nucleotides long. RefSeq lists its product as hypothetical. Bases 43 to 324 code for a protein of 93 amino acids. Lineage: Eukaryota; Oomycota; Saprolegniomycetes; Saprolegniales; Verrucalvaceae. The transcript has 2 exons. The record is from RefSeq and is a predicted model, not a curated record.
CGUGGCUGUGGUAAUGUUAGAAUCUGCACAAGUCGAAUCAUCAUGUCGGCUCGGAUAACCAAGCAGCUGCUAAAGGCGUCGACGACGAUGAUUGACGUGCCUGCGAAGAAGACCCCUAAAGGUGUUGCCAAGCCUGGCACCAAUGUGAAGGUGGUCAAGUCGUCGAAGAAGCCCAAACGAGCCCGUCAUUACUUGGAAGAAGCCGAGACAGCGCGAUCGACUGCCGAUAACACCGUCAAGAACUUGCGCAUCAUCAAGCGUGCUACCAACCCAAAAGCGCAAGCUGUGAUGCAAAAGAUUCUGCAGGCUUCUUUGAAGAAGUAGUUGCCAGUCCACGACCUAUUUAGAGUUCCUCGGCGACCAGGGUCGACCAUUGUCAAUUUGCAGCAACUAGAAAUCUUAGCGCUUAAGAAUAUCCCCUUUCGAUGGAAUUUUGAAAUGUAUGCAUGAGUUCUA